AUGGGUAAAUUCAGAUGGAAAAUCUGUUUAAGAGGCCUCAAGCGGCCUAUCAGUCCUACAAAGCAUGCCGCAGUUGCUGACCCGUCUCCCAGUCGUCAAGGUUUCACUCGAGGCAACACCAAAUCCAACCAAAAUCUAAAGGCGCAGUACAACAAUGGCCAAUCCCAAUCUCCGAUCGCACAGCAAGCACCUCCCCUUCCUGCUCUGACCAAUUCGCCAUCUAUCUCCUCCACCUUUAGUGAACAGAGUGGUUAUAUCGAGCAAGAGCCCAAGAAAUUCCUGAAUGAGAAAUAUGCCAAGUGCUCUGUCAAGGGGAACUUCCUCACGCUCGCUGCACAGCCGAAGAAUGUCGAACUUGGAGAAUGGCUGGCCCAUCAAUUGGUCGAGAUGAACCGACUCCUCACUGGGAUGAUCCAGGUCAUUCAGGAGGUUGACACGAACACGGGAGUCCCACUUUGCAAUGAACAACAAUGUCCUACAAUGUCUGCUGGGCGUCUCACUUACACCUGGCUCGAAAAUGGUCGGCCAGCCAAGAUCCCUGCGCCCCAGUACAUUGUCCGAGUUCAGCGCUGGAUUGUUGGAAAAAUCCAUGACGAGAAAACCUUCCCUACCGCGCCUCCACCGACCGUGGACCAGACCUCGUACAUGUCCGGUGACACUGGGACGAUUACACCCUCGGGCACGACGCCAAUUGCUGCGCCGCCUACCAAUCUCAACCAAUCCUUGACCUCUCUUCCUGGCAACCAAGACGAAUGGAUUGGCAAGUCAUCAGGCUUCCCUCCACACUUCCACUCCGACGUCAAGGCUAUCAUCAAACAAAUGUUCCGCUGCUAUGCGCACCUCUAUCACUGUCACUUCACCGAUCCCUUCUGGCACAUUGGGCGUCAUGCGGAAUUGAACAGCUGCUUCGUCCACUUCUGCACGGUCGCAAUGUACUACGACCUGAUCAGCAAGAAAGACAUGGAGCCAUUGCAGGGACUUAUUGAUAUCUUUGUGGCGCAGGGCGUCAUUCCCAAGGAAGCCGUGCAGCAGCAUGUUUCCUGA
Molecule: messenger RNA, 1044 nt
Organism: Fonsecaea nubica
Lineage: Eukaryota; Fungi; Ascomycota; Eurotiomycetes; Chaetothyriales; Herpotrichiellaceae
Exons: 3
Coding region: 1-1044 (347 amino acids)
Biological process (GO): positive regulation of protein phosphorylation; signal transduction; cell division
Cellular component (GO): cytoplasm; nucleus
Molecular function (GO): protein kinase activator activity
Source: RefSeq, a predicted model, not a curated record